Moesziomyces aphidis is the source of this 567-nucleotide messenger RNA. The record is from the annotation of a GenBank genome assembly. Lineage: Eukaryota; Fungi; Basidiomycota; Ustilaginomycetes; Ustilaginales; Ustilaginaceae.
AUGGCCACACACCGCGAUGCCAAGUUCCCAGGGAAGCCCUACAUCGACCCGGCUCCCAUGCCGGCCAGCCAGCCACAUAUCGAUGAGCUCGGCGUGACCUCGGCCCCGCUCAAGUCCGCCAGCUUCUUCAUCGGCUCGCACUGCAAGGAUGUCAACGAGGACUUUAUGCUUUGCAAAAACGAGAACCGCGACCCUGCACACUGCCUCAAGGAGGGUCGCCGCGUAACCCGAUGUGCGCGUGAUCUCAUCAAGAAGCUCAGCGACAGCUGCGGAAAGGAGUGGGAGGCCCACUACCAAUGUCUGGAGCAGCACAACCAGGAGUUCUACAGGUGCAGGAAGCCAGAAAAGUCGCUCAACCAGUGUGUCUUCGACAAGCUCGUACGUAGUCUCAUCAUCUCCGCUUCUGCUUUGGACCCAGGUCUGACAAUGUAUGGUGACCCGCUGCGCUCCUCAUCACUGCUACCAGAAAUUGGCCAAGAACAUCCCGGGAUCGCCAGAAGGACAGGCGCAGGUCCACGAGAAGAAGAACCCCGUCUUUGGAUGAGCGCCUUCCCGCCACUGAUCUAG